UGGUGGUGAGCGUGAGUGUGCAGCAGCUGUGAAAAGUUGGAAAAAAGCUUGUAAAAUAGUUGAAAAUUUGCGAGACAAUUGUAAAAAUCUAUAAAACUGCUUCUUGCAUAUCGCCAUUGGACAACGAAUUGAAGAUUAGUUUUAGUUUUGCUGUUUAGCCUGUAUACGCGCAGAUCUCCCGUCAAUGAAACCCAGCAAUCGUGAAUAAGAAGCAGCAGAGUAGCUUUUAGAGGCUAAAGGACUUAUUUUACCUCGCACCCGGAUUUGUUGGAAUUUAGCAAGAGCAUUACCUAUUAGCAAGGAACUUAUUCCUUAUAGCAAAAUUUAACACAGUACCAUGGAUAAAAGGAAAUUAUCCACAUCUGGUGAUACGCUCUAUCAAACCCUUGGUUUACCAAAGACAGCUACAGCAGAUGAAAUCAAAAAAACAUACCGGAAAUUGGCAUUGAAAUAUCACCCAGAUAAGAAUCCCAACAAUCCAGAUGCUUCGGAGAAGUUCAAAGAGGUGAACCGAGCACAUUCCAUCCUCAGCGACCUGACCAAGAGGAACAUCUACGACAACUACGGUUCACUGGGGCUGUACAUCGCCGAACAGUUCGGCGAGGAGAAUGUCAACGCGUACUUUAUGGUCACGUCGCCUACGUGCAAGGCUAUUUUCCUGAUUUGCGGCAUCAUAACUGGCUGCUAUUGUUGCUGCUGCUGCUGCUGUUGCUGUAACUUCUGCUGUGGCAAGUACAAACCGCCGGCGAAUGACAACACCAGCGAUUACCAUCAUCUACACAGAGAUGCUGCCAGUAGUAGCAACGCAGGUGAAGGAGCGACAGUUACAGAUCAGCCGCAGCGAAGAGAGGACCUGGCUGAUUUGGAGGAUAAUGGAGGUGGUCCGGUAACGUCUCAGCCAACGGCUGGCCAAGCGCAAGGAGCGGGAAUGCCAGUGUACGCAAUGCCAGCGCCAUCGGCGAACCCGACCAAUCCGUUCACUGGUGCAGCGGCAGCCACGGAAAGUACAGGGCUGAACACCGGCAGUCAGCCAGUGUACACGCCAGGUAUGAAAUAAGUGUUGACGCCAUUUAUUGAAGUAUAUCUUUAUCCUUCGAAAUCUAUCACAAAGUAAAAAACCCAACAUCCAACCCCAAUAAAAGUGUGUAAUUGCAUCAAUCAACCAAUACACAAAAGCACACGCGCGCUGCCCGACGAUUGUGACGACACGUGCUGCUGCGUGCGUGGCACACAUUGAGGCAAAAGAAAACUUUAACUACGUUUAAGCUUAGGAGUAACCUUGCAAGUCCGAUUUGAGAAAAAGUUUAAUAACAAGCAAAAUUAUAUCUAUAGAGAUAAACCUAAUCAACGAGAGAUGCAGACAAAAAUCUAAUAUUAUCUUCAAACUAAUCAAACGACGAAUGAUGCGGAGUGAGCCGGUAUCAUUAAACAAAAGAAAAAGAAGAUACAUACAAAGUCACAAAACAAAAACAAAAAAAAAAAGAAACAAACCAAUUAUAACAAUUAUUACAAUAAAACUCUCACAUUACUACCCAUUAAGAAACGCACUUUGUCAACUUCAAAAAGGCGAGCGCGACUCAACGGGCAACAGCACAGUGAUGCCGGAGAGAGUAAGUUUUGUCCUUCAUUAAAUCUACUACUUACGUGUUACGCACUAUUUCGAUUUGCAAAACAUACAAGCAAAAUGUUUAAAUUUGUGAAAGAAAAAAAAAGCAAACGUAAAUCUGUUAUUUUUGUGUAGUUUUUUUCUUCCUCCUCGAAGUAAACAGAAGAAACAACCUCUAUUUAGAGAGAGAGAGAGAGAGAGAGAGAGCAAGCAGAAGUUUUAGACAAAGUCAAAGGUUAGCUAAUGCAGCGCAGCCCUAGUGAGAGCGGUUCUGCUGUGCACAGAUAUAACAAUAAUACAAAAAAAAACAAAACAGAUAGACAAACACCCGGACAGACAAACCGCUCAACAAAGGCUCUCCAUUAUCUGUGUAGCUAUAAUCAAAUCAUAAAAUCUAUAUAUAUUCGACAAAAGUGCAUAUGAAAUUCCAACAGCGAUGAGGAUGAGAAAAGGAAAUACCUACGAUAAUAAAUUUUUCAUUGCGCCAGUUAUACUCAACCUGAAAG
Sabethes cyaneus is the source of this 2112-nucleotide messenger RNA. RefSeq names its product dnaJ homolog subfamily C member 5 homolog (gene Csp). Lineage: Eukaryota; Metazoa; Arthropoda; Insecta; Diptera; Culicidae. The transcript has 7 exons. Gene Ontology annotation, cellular component: type Is terminal bouton. Bases 338 to 1057 code for a protein of 239 amino acids. Gene Ontology annotation, biological process: regulation of neuromuscular synaptic transmission. The record is from RefSeq and is a predicted model, not a curated record.